UUAGUUACCUAGGAACGUAUAGUAGAGCAAGAAAAAAUGGGAGGGUGUCUACCAUCCAAGCCAAAUCCAGAAGAUAAUGGUUCAGCUUCCAGCAGCACAAAUCGUUUCAUGCUGUAUGCGAGAGCACUUUCAAUCACAUGGGGAGACACUCCAGAAUAUUGGACAUGGGUACAGCAGAAAGAAGAAGCAAGUGGCACGAUAGUAGAGUUGGCUAAGUUGAAAAGUGUUUGCUGGCUAGAAGUGCAUGGGAAAUUUGACACUAGAAAGCUUUCAGCAGGAAUUCUAUAUCAAGUGUUCUUUCUAAUAAUGUUGGAAGAAUCAUCUCAAGGGUGGGAAGUUCCAAUAAAUGUUAGAUUUGUCCUUCCUGGAGGAAAGAGACAACAACAUAAAGUAAAUUUAAACGAGAAGUCAAGGGAGAGUUGGUUGGAGAUUUUAGUAGGUGAGUUUGUGGCAUCUAAAAAAGAUGUUGGCGAGAUGAAAAUUUCUUUGUAUGAAUAUGGUGGCAUGUGGAAGACUGGGCUUGUCAUCCAAGGUGUAGUCAUUAAACCAAAGAACUAGGUAUUAAAUACAUAUUAAGGAUAUAGAAGCUUUUAUAGAAGAAAAACAUAAGAAGAAAAAAUGAAAAAAAAAAUUCUAUAAAUUAAAAUUAAUAUUCAAAGAAGCUAACAUGAGGAAAAGAAUGUACUCCAACAACAACAAAUUAGGUUAUGGAUAAAUUAACUAAUUUUUAAUUUAUAGAGAGAAGUUUUUUUCCUACUUACUUUUCCCCUAUAAAUAGUAUUUAUGAAGAAAUUUAUGCAAAUAAAGUCUAAGCUAUAUAUAAUUUUUCUUUGAUCACUAAAUAAAAUGAAUAAGGACACCUUUACUCUAGUCGAUACCAAGAAAAGAUGAAGAAAGAAAAAAAAAAGUAUAUACAAGAAGUAGAUGUGAUAAUAAAGUAUAUGUAUUAAUAAAGUAUUUGAAAUGAUGAAGUGUUUUAAUAUCACAUUAUUUAAAUACAAUAUAACAGAUUGUUGUGUGAA
Glycine soja is the source of this 1022-nucleotide messenger RNA. RefSeq names its product protein PHLOEM PROTEIN 2-LIKE A1-like. Lineage: Eukaryota; Viridiplantae; Streptophyta; Magnoliopsida; Fabales; Fabaceae. The transcript has 2 exons. The coding region runs from base 37 to 558 and encodes 173 amino acids. The record is from RefSeq and is a predicted model, not a curated record.